Molecule: messenger RNA, 4956 nt
Organism: Carassius auratus (goldfish)
Lineage: Eukaryota; Metazoa; Chordata; Actinopteri; Cypriniformes; Cyprinidae
Product: integrin alpha-X-like
Exons: 30
Coding region: 1507-4902 (1131 amino acids)
Biological process (GO): cell adhesion mediated by integrin; cell-cell adhesion; integrin-mediated signaling pathway
Cellular component (GO): external side of plasma membrane; integrin complex
Molecular function (GO): integrin binding
Source: RefSeq, a predicted model, not a curated record
CACUUAAAUGUCAGGAGUACAUAAAGCUCAUUUCUAAGAAGUACAUAAAAAGUAAACUAAAAGCAUACUUUCCAUUUUUUUGUUUUGUUUUGUUUAAAGAAGUAUACUUAUAGCACACUUUAAUAAACUUCUUUUUAGUAAUGGUAGUUGCGUACAUAAAGAAAUAUAUUUUUUGUUGUCUCAGUUACCGAUGCCGACAAGUAAGCAACACCCACAUGAUUUCAAUAUAGCACUUAUUCUGCCCAAAAAGAGCAUAAACAUUGCAGAUACCAUCUUAAAAACUAAUUUCAAAUUCAAAUCGGGUGAUUUUAGGUCAUUGUUUUUCUGUCAGUCCAUGAUACUCUCUGUCAGUAGGGAAUAGUAAGAUCCACUCAAACACUGUGGUUUCACUGCCAGAUGGCAGUUAGAAUUCAUUGAGCAAUCCAGUCAUUAUAUAGGUCAGUGGGCUUGACCUAAAUUCUUUGACGCAUUUCCUUCAUAAAUCAAAUGUAUUCAUGGUAUCCUCCAUGGCUCAGAUGCCAGGAGUCUAUGAAGAUUUAUGUUCAUUGGUACAUCCAAAAACUAAAUAUUUACAAUGUUUAUUUUGCAAAGACACGAUAUCAAUCGGGGCUAUAGCGAGGAUACAAACAGCGCAGGCUGUGUUUAGCUCACUCAGGGUAGGAGCAGUCAUGGGUGGGGUUUACAGAAAAUCUAAAACAGCCUGUUUUCAGACUCUGCUUUGGAUUUAUGGAGAUUAUAGAUUUAGAAGUGAGUUUUUAUCAUUAUAGGUUGGUUGUUUACAGACACUAUAUACAAACAGUUAAUUGUACAAAAUAUGUCCCCUUUAAGUUUAUCAGGACUUUUAAAAGGUGAAUGAGCCAUGCAAAGCAUAAAAGUCACCAACAGACGUCACCCAGUAUUUAUUAAUUUAACAACAUACACACACACACACACACACACACACACACACACACACACACAAAUAAAUUAAAAAAGUUGAAAUACACGUCACAUUUUUAACACAUUGUAAGAAGUUUCAUGUCAAGCUUGUCGACACAAAAUUCCAUUGGGUUAUUUCUUGUUCAUUUUCAAGUCAACAACACCACUAGUUUUAGUCGGCAAAAAACACUAAAGCAAUACCUUCUAAAAUAUUUACAACAGCAUCAACUUCAGUUUCAAAACCUCAUUUAUAUGCACAUUAUUCACAAGUGCUUCUUAUUUACGUAUAUUUAAAAUCCUCAACCAUACUCAUUGUGAUUUUUUUAAACUACAACAUUACUUAAUAAACUGCACUGUAUGUAAAUAUAAGAACCAAAAGAAUAAGCAUAUUUUGCAUUCAAUAGAUUAAUUUAUCUUGAGCAUUUGUUUUUCUUUCUUGAAUAUGCUCCUUUCCUCUUUAUCAAUUUGUCAUUCCUCUUAAGUUUAGAUGCUUCCACCCCUUUUCACAUCUGUCAACCAUAUCUAGUACUCACUUUACCAUACUGUAUGGGUUGACUCUUCAUCUUUCAUAUCUACAUUUGACAGGUUAUGAUGGACCAGAACUUUUGCAUUAUAUUAUGCAUCUUUUUUGUAUCUCAGUCGGUGAUGGCUUUUAACAUUGAUCCUUCUACAUGGAAAAUGUUCACUCCAAAAGAGAAAGUAUCCUUUGGCUAUAAGAUUAUACAGAAAGACAAAUCAAGUCUGAUUGUGAGUGAUCCUUUAAUUCAAACCGGAGAUAAACGAGGACAGAUUUAUAACUGUGCGGUCACAGAUGGAACCUGCUCAUCACUGAACAUUAAUGUUCCUCCAGAAGCUGUCAACAUGUCUCUUGGGCUUUCCAUGGUUCAAGAUCCACGAUCUUCAAAAGUGGUGGUUUGUGGCCCAACCAUUCCAAAGAAAUGUGUAGCAGCUACCAACUACAGAGGCAUGUGCUUUAUCCAAGAAAACAAUAAUUUUAAACCACCAUUCCCCAACGCUAUAUACCAAGAUUGUCCUGGUCAGAUUGACAUAGCUUUUCUAUUAGAUGGAUCUGGGAGUGUAGGAUCUUAUGAUUUUGAGAUCAUGAAGACUUUUGUGACAAAUAUAAUCAAACGUUUUACUGGGCGGGAUGGACAGUUUGCCAUUGCUCAAUACUCCAGAUAUUGUACUAUUCACUACAAUUUCAUUGAACUCAAAACUGAAGACUACAGAUGGGAAUCUAAGGUGAAAGGUAUCAAUUACUUCGGUGGUGGCACUUACACUGCAUCAGCCAUCCGAAAACUUGUGGACGAGCUAUUUACUCCAGGUGGAGGGGCAAGACCAUCAGCCAAAAAAAUCUUGCUUGUUAUUACUGAUGGAGAGUCUAAUGACUCGAGAUCAUUGAAAUCUGUAACAUCACAGGCAGAUGCAAAGAACAUAGUACGAUUCGCAAUCGGGGUUGGCGAUGCUUUUAAUAAAUACAGUGCAAGAGAGGAGUUAAAGACAAUUGCUUCUGAUCCAGAUGAUGAUCAUGUGUUUAAAGUGACUGACUAUAGUGCACUAAAUAAUAUUCUUCAAAAACUGGAAGAGAACAUUAUUGGCAUUGAAGGAACUCAGACUUCAGGGGACUCCUCUAGAAUGGAGUUUGCACAGGAUGGAUUCAGCACAGCCUUCACACCAUAUGGAAGUGUGUUGAUGAGUGCUGUUGGAGCUUUCCAGUGGAAAGGUGGUUACCAGGAAGAUGAUUCAAGUAGCUCCUUUCAAGCAGGCAAUGAGCAUGAUAGCUAUCUGGGUUAUUCGAUGGCUGUUGCAACAGUUUCAAGGAUCAGCUAUGCUAUUCUUGGAGCACCAAGAUACAAGCAUCGAGGAAGAGUCAUUGUAUCACGUAUCAGAACCAAUCAAAACAAAGAGCUGGAAUUUCCCAUGCCUCAGAUUGGCUCAUAUUUUGGAGCUGAGGUUUGUGUGGUGGAUUUGAACAGUGACUCCGGAACAGACCUCCUGUUGGUAUCAGCACCAAUGUACACGGAGCCUGACCGGGAGGGCAAAGUGUUUGUUUACACCUUUACGAGUCAGUUCACUUUUUCUGGUGUGGUGCUGGUGGGAAUGUCAGGUCAGAGGGGUCGGUUUGGUUCUUCUCUUGCCAGUCCAGCAGAUCUAAAUAAUGAUGGUUAUAUGGAUGUGCUGAUUGGAGCUCCUUUAGAGGAUGAUGGACGGGGCAGUGUCUACAUAUUCAAUGGAGGAGUAGAUCAAAUAGAUCCCAAAUAUUCACAGAGGAUUGCUGGAUCAUUGGCACAAUCAGGUUUGCAGUUCUUUGGGAUUUCAUUGAGUCAGUCAUCUCUAGACCAGAGUGGUGACAACCUUCCUGAUAUUGCUGUUGGGUCCAUGGGAGCAGUUCUGCUUCUUAGGUCCAGGCCCAUCGUGCGCUUGGGAAACAAAGUAACUUAUAACCCAUCCAAAAUACCAACCACUGUAACAGACUGCACAAAGACAUUGCAAAACACCCUGACCGUGUGCUUCAACAUUAAUGGAUUCAAACGUGGCCUAACAGAUUUAGCUGCAAAUAUUAAUUACACCAUAACUCUGGAUGCCAAGCGACAGAAAUAUCGAGCAUAUUUCUCGUUCAAAAACCGCCUCCACAAUAAUGUGAUGAAAAUUAAAUUGCCAGAAGUUUGCAAAAAUCAUAUUUUUUUCAUAGAGGCUUGUCCAGAAGAUGCUCUGAACCCAUUGUCCAAUCAGUUGCAUUUUACAUUUGAGGGUCUACCGUCUGGAACAAUGCAAAACUUGCGGCCAAUACUCAAUCAAGAUAUAAAGACCACCACAGACCACAAUCUAGAUUUUGAGAGAGACUGUGGAACUGAUAAUACGUGUAUCGAUAACUUAAGAAUGGAUUUUAAUUUCUCUGGAGCUAGAAAUAUAGAGGUUGGGAUCAUGCAGGAGAUCAAUGUGACCGUGUUUGUAGAGAACAGAGGAGAACACUCGUACAACACAGAGUUCAAACUUAACUACCCCUUUGGACUUUCCUACAGGAGAAUAACAUCUAAACAGGGCAGAGCAGAAUGUGUGUCCCUGGAUGGUGUGCAAGGAGUUAAACCAGGAGAAACCACCUGCUACAUCAGUAAACCCAUCCUCAAGGGCAACUCUCAGGUUGUGUUUGAGUUUACAUACAGUAUUACUAAAGAAAUUUCACUGGGCCAAAAUGUGAUGUUUAAGGCUGCGGUCACGAGUGGAAAUGACAAACAUUCUCAAGAGAGUGAGUUACUCAAAGAAAAGACCAUUGGCGUCAAAUAUGGCAUCUCUAUUGCCAUGAUAAGGGAUGAUCAUUCCACCAUCCACAUUCGUUUUACUUCAGGGAAAAGGGAUCUUAUGAAACCAGUCCAGCAGAUAAUAAAGAUUGAAAAUGAGUUUAGAGAAUUAACUUUCAAGGUUUUCAUCAGAGUACCAGUGAAAGUUGGUGAUGCUGAUAUCUGGACUAAUUCAAGUCUGCAAAUUUCUGGCUGUAAAUGGGAGAAAACAACAAAGCCUGUUAUUGCCAAUUUUAUGGACAUUAUUAAAGGUCAACUUACAGUGAACUGCUCUGUGGCGGAGUGUUCCGAGUUCAGCUGUGACGUCACUCUUAUAAAGAAUGAAAAGAUGUUCUAUAAUAUAACUGGCAAUGUGAGCUCUGGAUGGAUUGAUCAGAUUGGACUCAGUGCUGCUGUUUUUCAGCUGGUCAGUUCAGCAUCUAUGGAUUAUGACAAGAGCAAAUAUGUUUUAUUUUACUCUGAUUCUCAACAAACUGCACCAUCUGUUCAGGUUAAUACUCAAGUGGAGGUGUAUGAGGAGGUGAAUCUGACUAAAGAGAUCAUUGGGGGUGUAAUAGGAGGACUGCUGCUCCUGGCUCUCAUCACAGGGGUCCUCUAUAAGGCUGGGUUCUUCAAAAGCCAGUACAGGCAGAUGCUGGAGGAGGCACAGCGGGAUGCAGGAGGACAGCCAAACAUGUCACACUAAUCUGCAAUCAUUCCAUUUUAAGAUAUUAGUGUGUUUUGUGUGUGGUUGAGAAUG